AUGCAGCUGGGUGAUCACAGUCACACUGUCAGCGAGCUGGGGUUGUAUGUCUUGUAUGUAUACGACGACCGGAUAAAACCGGUACUCAGCUGGGGCUCUCCUGGGUCAUAUGUCGGAGUGCAAGUUGAGUUUAGUCAUGAUAUAAUUCAGCGCAUGGAUCACAUUCAGCCUCAGUUGCCAACGGCCUCCCAAGUUUUGACUUACAUUGCAGGCUGGUCAAUUGCUCUGUUGUUGAUUGAUUCCCAAUUUCCCUUUUGUUUCAGGGCUUGUCUGGUAGAAGAAAGAAAGAAAUGGUGCAAAAACCAUCCCUCUGGCUUCUGGGCUCGGCCCACAAAGAAUUCAGAUUCUACUCUCAACAUGAUGCUGUGGGAAGUCAGGAUCCCUGGUAAAAAAGGUGUCAGUCGACCUCAAUGUUCACAUCCGUUACCCUUUCCACCUUCAAAGUUCUGCCAGUGCUGCAUACCACAAACUGAUUGGGCCGGGAGAAUAUACAAGCUUCAGAUGAUCUUUCUUCAAGCCCCCAAAAUGCAAAUUUACCCCACCUCUUGUUCAUCCGAAUCAUCUGGCACUGUUUCCUCCCCAAUCCUCAAUCAUGAGAUGCGCUGGGAACCAGUGAUUAUUCUUGAGCAGCCCUACUUUUACAAUCCGGCUCAGAUUGAAGGUUACAGUGUACACAAAGAAGACCCAGAUGCUUACUAG
Messenger RNA from Melampsora larici-populina 98AG31, 699 nucleotides. RefSeq lists its product as uncharacterized. The transcript has 7 exons. Lineage: Eukaryota; Fungi; Basidiomycota; Pucciniomycetes; Pucciniales; Melampsoraceae. The record is from RefSeq and is a predicted model, not a curated record. Bases 1 to 699 code for a protein of 232 amino acids.